AUGGCAAGGAAAAUCAAUUCAUCUGAACAAGAUAAUUCAGAAAUUUUAGCUGGUUCAGAUUCAGAUUUAGAUACUGAAAUCUAUACUAAUUCUGAUAAUUCAACAUCAGAUUCUGAUGAUCCAACAUCAGAGCCUGGUGAUUCAACAACACAUUCUGAUGAUUCAACAGCAGAUUCUGAUGAAAAGAAAAAAGAACCACCAUCAAAAAAGAAAAGAACAGAAUUUCUCAACUGGAAACAUGAAAAAUUUGUUCCUAAAACAUUCUAUUUCAAUAAUGAAAAUGCAGGAAUAACAAGUGAUUUAAAGUUGGGAAAUGAUCCUAUUGAUUAUUUUGAAUUAUUUUUCGAUCAAAAAAUUAUGGAAUACAUUGCCGAAGAAACUAACAGGUAUCAACAACAGAAUUUAUCAUCAUCAACAGCAAGUCACACAACACAAUGGUAUGCAACAAACUUCCAGGAAACGUAUGUUUUUAUUGCAACAGCCAUGUUGAUGGGUACAGCGCAGAAAAAUACACUCAAAGAAUAUUGGUUAAUGGAUCCUGUAUUAUAA
Molecule: messenger RNA, 549 nt
Organism: Rotaria sordida
Lineage: Eukaryota; Metazoa; Rotifera; Eurotatoria; Philodinida; Philodinidae
Source: the annotation of a GenBank genome assembly